Soboliphyme baturini is the source of this 681-nucleotide messenger RNA. The record is from the annotation of a GenBank genome assembly. NCBI's taxonomy places the organism in Eukaryota, Metazoa, Nematoda, Enoplea, Dioctophymatida, Soboliphymatidae.
CUAUGGUCACUGUUAGUGUUAAAUGAUGGCACUGCUGAUAUGUUUCAGAUGAUUCGGAUUUACUGUAAGACCAAGUCGAUUUCGGUCUUCGUCGCCAUGAUGGACGGGUUCUAUGUUUUCCUCCUGUUGGUCUUCGUGUUGAAUGGGGUAUUGCAUGUACAGAUGCUUCGGUUUUGCCAUGGUCGCCAGCCGACCUCCACGUACUUUUUUCUCUUCAUGUUUUACCCACAGACGAACUUUUCCUCGGUUUUUCUUCAUCAGACCUUUCGUUCCUUAGGUGCUAGGACGUUGUCCAUGUCAUGCAGCGACAAAUUGUGCAAAUGGUCGGUGAUGGGCAUCCAAGGAUCCCCUAUAGGUCUCGUAUGGUACCAAGGUUUAUCACAAGUCGAAUGUGUCGUCGACGGCUACGUUCAGGGUUCUACGAAACGCAAGAGAGAUACAGACGUGUGCGCCCGUAGCACGGUAUGCCGCUGGAGUAUUUCCAGAGAAUAUUUCAAGAUUGUAUCACGGAACCGCAUAGCACGCAAGUUCUCAGACAUUGAAUAUGCGAGUCUUAAAUCCUCACUUCUGUAUAAGCAAACCUGGAAUCAUCUCAAAGACACUUAUGGCUGCUGGAUUUCUGAUUCACAAAAAAUGGACGCACAGAAGUUUCAUAUUUGCCUAGAAAGCAGUGAUAUGUAG